AUGCCCUGGAGAGAAUUUCUACCAAUUGCUCGAUGUCAGGGUUUGCCCGUAUCCAUUGGAAGACCAGGGACAAUUCUACAAGCCGUUCAAGUUGAUAGUCCACGAGAGAUAGGUAUGGUGGCAUUCGCCACAUGGGCGAUCAUCAAUGACCAAUGGGAUCAAGCUGUACAAAUGGACAGCGGGAUUGACCGGGGACGUAUAAAAGCCGCAGCUCAUGCCCUCACUGAUAUUUCUUACAUGGCGAUGCAAAAGCCCGAAUGGCGGGAAGUGAACUUAUUUAAGUGGUGGAAUAUCUUACACGAAGCUCUCUUGGACCCGGAACUGACAGUGGCCGGUUACAAAGCACGUAUUCGUGGUGAAAAUACGCCAACAACACCCAAGGCCAAAUCGAAAAAUAGCAAACCAAUUAUUUUACCGGAUGUAGAGGACUCAGAGCAACGAAACGAGAACAUCAGUUAUAAUGAUACUGAUAAUAUACCUGAGGGGAAGAAGCUCUUGUUCUUUAGCCGUGAUAGAGUUGAUGAUGAUGAUUUGGAGGAUGAUGACGACAAGGAAUGUGAGGUGGAAGCUCUCGGUUCGAAAAUCAAGCAUGAGACAUCUCGCUGGCAAUUUGCCCUUGGCCAAGAUUUGGAGCCUGCUCAUUUGGCUACUCCGGAUACCUCCAAAUUUUUCAUGGUCCGUCAGCUUCGAAAAGACCCAAACAAGAUCGACGUUAGAGAAUAUCCUCAUGUAGCUGGAUUUAACUGGAAUGAUAAAGAGGUCGUAAAAGCUUUAAAUAGAGGAAGAAACCAGAUCAUCCUUCGAACUAAUGGUCCUAAAGUACCAGCUAGAUUGGCAUGGUCGCAAAUUGAAAAGGAUCUCUUGCGCCACCAAGUAAUCAAGGGUCUCAAACAUGGCUACACGAAAAAUAAUAUGCCAUGGAAUCAAGUUGCUCAUAAUAUCAAUGUCGAUUUGGAAAAAGUCACUCAAAGACAAGGCUCCUCCCUCGCCAGACCAAGCAAAUGGAAUCCUAAGACAAAACAACAAGACUACCACACAAAGAUACACCUCAAAAUGCAAAAAGAUCGUACUGGUUCCGAACGUAAUGCGACUGGCUGCAUGAAUCAGUCCAACAAAUUUGGCGACAUCGAUGCACUACUUCGAAACAGUGUAGAACAGCCGAACAGACGUGAGACUUUAGACCAGAUGCUCAAGAUGAUUCAUGAUGCCGAUCAUCUUAGUCCACUUCCCAGAGUUCUUUCCGCUGCUAGUGUAGGAGAAGAUGUUGAAAUGCAACUGGAGGAUGGAGGAGGAUCUUCGGGCGAUGAACCUUCUUCCACGCAAAGUGAUGGAAUGCAGACAGAUGGCGUCGAUGACUAUUCAGAUGAUGAGUCACUCAUGAAGCGUAAGAAAUCAGAUCUUGUUGCUAAUAAGUCAUUGGGCAAUGAAGCUCCAUGA
Molecule: messenger RNA, 1437 nt
Organism: Sclerotinia sclerotiorum 1980 UF-70
Lineage: Eukaryota; Fungi; Ascomycota; Leotiomycetes; Helotiales; Sclerotiniaceae
Exons: 2
Coding region: 1-1437 (478 amino acids)
Source: RefSeq, a predicted model, not a curated record